GCGAACUAUGACGUCUCUCCACCCCGUGUAAUGAACGCGUCACCUCGAAUUUUGUCCGACAUAAAUCAGCUUCUCCCUAAUUUCUCGUCUUCUUGUGAACUCACGCGUGUAAGAGAUCAUGACGGAGCCCAGCAAGCAAGACAUUUGUGCCAUUUUCAAGCGCCUUCGCUCCGUUCCCACGAAUAAGGUUUGUUUUGACUGCUCAUCUAAAAAUCCCAGCUGGGCCAGCAUCACCUACGGGGUCUUCCUAUGUAUAGACUGCUCCGGAACGCACAGGUCUCUCGGGGUCCACUUGUCCUUCAUCAGGUCCACAGAGCUGGAUUUUAAUUGGUCAUGGUACCAGCUGAGGUGUAUGCAAGUGGGAGGCAAUGCCAGCGCGGUGUCGUUCUUCAACCAGCACGGCUGCACGGCCGGCGCCGCCAACGCCAAAUACAACAGCCGGGCGGCUCAGCUGUACAGAGAGAAGAUCAAGACGCAGGCCACGCAGGCCACCAAAAUCCACGGCACCGACCUGUGGCUGGACAGUCAGGGCUCGGCGCCGUGCGCGUCGCCCGAGGAGAAGCACGUCGACUUCUUCAGCCUCCAUUCUCAGGAGGUUCCGGAAAAUAUGGCCAAGAUGAGCCUCAGCUCUGUCGCGCCGGAGACGCAACGGAAUGAGGAAGAAGAGGACGGCCCCAGCGUGGACAUGCUCAGCGCUUCCCCGAAGGCCAAUCCAGCACCUUUAUCACUUCUCAAGAAGAAGUCAGCCGGCGCCAAGAAAACGACGGCCGCCAAAAGAGGCGGUCUGGGUGCGCAGAAGGUGAGCAGUCAGAGCUUCAGCGAGCUGGAGAAGAAAGCGCAGGCGGCAGACAAGCGCCGGGAGAAGGACGAGCACGCGGCCAGCGACAAGAAGAACCAGGCCGAAGCCGCGGAGCCGGCUGCGCCGUCCGCGCGUCUGGCCUACAAAGACCUGGAGGAGCAGCGGAAAAAAGACGAGCAGAAGCUGAAGAGUCUGGACGGGAAGAAGCGGGAGCAAGCGGAGAGGCUGGGAAUGGGGCUCGGCGCCCGGAGCGGCGUUUCUCACUCGGUGACGUCCGACAUGCACAUCAUCCAGCAGGAGCGCCCCCUGGCGGCCAGGAUCAGCAAACCGCCGCGUUUCGCUGGCGACGACGAAGACGAGGAGGGCGGCUUCAGCGGGGGGAUCCUGUCCCGCUACGACCAAAGCGACGACUCUGACCUCCUCUCCUCCAGGUGGAGCAAGAAAGCCGAUCUGGACUUCUUCUUGGCGCCCGCCGUGGCCUCGCCGGAUGAACGGCCAGCAUCGCGCAGGAAAGCGGACGCGGCGCCGCUCGCGGACUCGGGGGAAGCUCGCAGGAAGUUCGGCGAGGACGUCAAAGCCAUCUCGUCCGACAUGUACUUCGGGAAGCAGGAUGGCAAGGAGCACGAAGCCAAGUCGCGCCUGGAGAGACUCGCCGGGAGUUCCGCGAUCAGUUCAUCCGACCUGUUUGACGAGCAGAAGAAGGAGACCGCCAGCUCGUACCGCCUGACCAACGUGCUGCCCAGCGCUCCCGACAUGACGCAGCUGAAAAUCGGCGUGCGCAGCGUCGCCGGAAAGCUGUCGGUGAUGGCCAGCGGCGUCGUCAACACCAUCCAGGACCGCUACAACUCCUGAAGGACGAAUCACUACCGUGACCUCAUCACAACGUUUUUUUUUGUACUCGGGAGCAACAAUUUGAAGCUGCACAACGCAAUGACGACUUCAAUCGCGCCUUAACAAAAGAUAACAAAUGUCAUCUUUCACUUUUUUUUUUUUUUGGGGGGGGGGGAAGAAACUUCCGCUCUCAUCGCGUAAAUAUGAGAGGCAUUAUGAAGGUUAUAGUUAUGAAUAAGUCUUUUCUACGGCCCAAGUGCUCUUAGGUAGACUGGGCGGCACCGUCGGUUCAUCUCAAAGCUCAUUCUCGUCGCUCGUUAUUCAUUAUUCAGCACGUGUGCGGAAUUAAAUAUGUGCCACCGGGAUUUGAAUUUGAAAUGCCACAGAAAACAAAAUUUGAAUUUGAAAUGUGAAGUGGUCACAUUUUCAAUAGUUGCUACAAUUCGCUGUAUGAAAUUGACCGUUUGUGCCACCAGGCGGGGUUGCUUCAGGUCAGAACCGAACAGCCAGCCAAUCACAGUUAUGCUUUCUUUGUUUGUGACGUCACGUGACCAGGAAAGCGCAACUGCGAUUGGCUGCCUGUUCCCUUCUGACCUGUAGUAACGCCACCUGGUGGCAUAGACGCUGAAUUUCAGACUGAAUUGCAGCAAGUAUUGAAAAUAUGAUCAGUUUGCAUUUCAAAUUGAAAUCCUGUUUCCUGUGGCAUUUAAAAUUCAAAUCUUGAUGCCACAUAUGUACUUCCAUACGCGUCACUCUUCAUAUUUGUGCAGUUUUCUAUUUUUUUUUUAUUUUUUUUGCUGCGUCUGCAGGUGUACACCAUUUUUUACGCCAACUUUGCUUUGCUCGGCAAAAAAUGAAACUAUAUGAAGAUAUCAGAUGGAUACAAUGGGUUAUAUAUUUUUUUUUCUCAUGAGAAAUGCACGCAAAAUCUAGUAAAUAAAUGGUAAUAAAAGCUACGGAGUGCUCGCAGCGCUCAACUGGGACCGCGGCAGUUUUGCGCUAAUUCUGUCAUCUCGCUCGAAUGAUCGUCGUCGGGGAUUCGCCGCUCGUUUUCUGCUCAGUUUGCGUUUCGAGGCCGUUUUGUCGCUUUCGGGCGUCUCAAAUCUUUUUUAAUUUGAGCAUUGGUGCGCGCCGACAGUCCCCCUCUUGAUGUGAUUUAAUUUUUGAAGUAUCGGAGCUGCUUUUGUUAGUUUUGUACUGUAAAACGUGUAAUAGUUAGUUCGCAGUGUUCAUGCUGGGAGUUGAACCUACCAAAUAUUUGUUUACGUCAUUCCAAAAUGCCUUUCUCCAAAGAUAGCGAUUUAUUCUGCUUUACCGUGGAGCGCUCGGUACAUUCUAGUUACAUUUUUUUUUUUUUUAAUGAAUUUGGACAAAAUUGGCAUUUUAUGCCUUGAAUGUACUUUCAAGUUGUGUUCAAUUGAAUUAUGAUUGUGCACAAGAAUAUCAAUAUGGGAAGAGUUGUCAUAUGAAUUGCUGUUUACUAAAUAUAUAUAUAUAU
Molecule: messenger RNA, 3128 nt
Organism: Syngnathoides biaculeatus (alligator pipefish)
Lineage: Eukaryota; Metazoa; Chordata; Actinopteri; Syngnathiformes; Syngnathidae
Product: ADP-ribosylation factor GTPase-activating protein 3-like
Exons: 16
Coding region: 119-1651 (510 amino acids)
Biological process (GO): COPI coating of Golgi vesicle
Molecular function (GO): GTPase activator activity
Source: RefSeq, a predicted model, not a curated record